AUGCUCGUUCUGGCUGUGCUCAUCGUUGGGCUCCUUCCCUUGACCGCAAGAGCAUUUCCACCCGCUCAUGGCAAUGCUCCAGGGGGCCAAGGCCCAUGGUCUCACGGCUCGAAGUGGAACGUCCCAAACUUCAAGUCAAUGGUUGUCUUUGGAGACAGUUACACGGACAGUUCUCGCUACUUAUAUUUCACUUCACAUGACGGAAAUGCCCCUCCUGUUGGAUACAGCAAUCCUACCAACUACGAUGCUUCAGAUAACGGAAGAAUUUGGGCGAGCUACGUUGGCCAGUACUCUGGCGCCAACAUUUACAACUACGCCGUGAGGGGAGCAGUCUGCAGCAACAAUUUGACGCCACGCACCGCUGUAUCCGGCAAUUUGUCGUUCCCGUAUCCAUCAGUUGAGCAAUAUGAAGUCCCUGCGUUUCUAGCCGAUUCGACGUACACUGUUGGAGGCAAGGAGUUUCUAGACAUCCCAACGGAAGACACCGUAUACACAAUCUGGAUAGGAACAAACGAUGUUGGAACUGGGGCAUACCUCAGCGACUCUCAAAAGACUGGCGACCUGACCUCCUACGUUGACUGUGUUUACAAUCAGUUCUCACGAAUAUACCAGCGAGGAGCUCGAAAAUUUAUUCUGAUGAAUCUGGCGCCUCUGCACCUUGCUCCACUCUACGCCCUCCCAUCAGUUGGGAACAACGGAACGUAUCAGAACGCGACCGAGACCAGCUACCGCAUGCUCGAGACUGUCAAGACGGUGAACGCUAUUUUUGCUUACCGCACGCCAUUUCAAGCAAUGAUCUCAAAUGACUUUCCCGGAAGCCAAUGGGCGGUGUACAACGUCCAUGAUCUGUUGACUGAUAUAUACAACCAUCCUUCGCUUUAUCUGAACGGCACCGCACCGCUUAACGUUACAGGUUUUAUUGCACAGUGCACUUCGAGCAAUCCUUGCGCUGGUCAGACAAGUCCAGAUAGCUACAUGUGGUACAAUAAUCUGCAUCCGAGCGAGCAGACCGAUAGAGUGAUUGCCAAGAAUUUUGUGGAAGUUGUCAAAGGGACUAGCAAGUGGGCGACGUACUGGGCCUAA
Molecule: messenger RNA, 1083 nt
Organism: Zasmidium cellare ATCC 36951
Lineage: Eukaryota; Fungi; Ascomycota; Dothideomycetes; Mycosphaerellales; Mycosphaerellaceae
Product: carbohydrate esterase family 16 protein
Exons: 4
Coding region: 1-1083 (360 amino acids)
Molecular function (GO): hydrolase activity, acting on ester bonds
Source: RefSeq, a predicted model, not a curated record